AUGAGCACCACCACCACGCCCAACGGCCCUCCCGAGCCCGCCCUCCCCCGCAUCACGAUCCAGUUCUGCACGCAGUGCAAAUGGAUGCUGCGCGCCGCCUACUACGCCCAGGAGCUCCUCUCCACCUUUUCGCUCUCUCUCGGCGAAGUCGCCCUCCAGCCCUCCACGGGCGGGACCUUUGUUGUCGCCAUCCAGCACCGGCCCCAGCAGCCGGCCGGAGCCGUCGUCGCGACCUCGACGGCGACGACGACGACGAACAAGGUCCUCUGGGACCGCCGCGUCGACGGCGGCUUCCCCGAGACAAAGGAGCUCAAGCGCAGGGUCCGCGACGUCGUCGAGCCCGCCCGCGACCUCGGCCACGUCGAUCGCCAGCACCACCCCGGCGAGCCCGCCCGCGACGGGGCGACGACGACGGGUAGCGGCGAAGAGGGAAACCCCGAGGUCAAGGGCGUGUCGGGGACGGGCGGAGGCGGAGACAACUGCGAGGAUUGUGCUCCGUGA
Molecule: messenger RNA, 501 nt
Organism: Hirsutella rhossiliensis
Lineage: Eukaryota; Fungi; Ascomycota; Sordariomycetes; Hypocreales; Ophiocordycipitaceae
Product: rdx family domain-containing protein
Exons: 2
Coding region: 1-501 (166 amino acids)
Source: RefSeq, a predicted model, not a curated record